AUGGAGGACGCGGCUGCAGCACACGAGCCACCUUCCAAGAUAGAGGUGGUGGAACACAGGGGCGUGCCGUCGCAAGAGCCCGUGCACCGCCCGGACCUCGAAGAGGUGCCGAAUGAGCCCCAGGCACAACUCACUGAGCCUGUCGAACAUGAGCAUACCAGAACAGUCAUGCCAGAGUCGCAUGCACCUCAAGGCGAGGAAAGCUCACAUCCUGAACAAAACGUUGAAGCACUGCCACCUGCGGGCUCUGGGCGCGUGGUCCCUUUUGCGCCCAAGGACGUGGACCCAGGCACAGUGGAUGCCGCCGAACAAGCUCAGGCCCAAGGUGCCAUAGCACAGGAACGAGCUCAUCAGCUUGAAAUGGAUCGCUUGCUUUGGAUUUCUUUGCCUAAAAAUGACCAACUGGAUUACCAUAUUGAGCAUGAUAACUCAGACGAAUGGCCGGAGCUCAACGAGCCUGGGCCCUCGGGUUUCAGCAACCGCGGUCAAAAGUUGCAUGCGCAUAAUGGUGUGCGUUGGAUGCAUCGCGGAAAACUUGGGACGUGGACUGAAAGGCGCAGUGACUAUGAGUUGCGAGAACGUGAAGAGCGUCGGAUCGACGCCUUUCAGCAUGCAAGUGUGGAUGCUAUGCUAGAGGCGGAGGCAACCGGACCAGGAGGCAUGGGUGGUAUUUGGCGAACACAAGUCCUACCAAAGCGACGUGGACGACACAGUGAUCAUUAUGCGUCAAAACGCGCCAAAACACAGCUUUGGGAUCCUCAAGCCAAAUACGACCUCGUGGAAGAUGCAUGGGAGGAGGAUGACAAGAAUGCACGACAUGCAUCCACCCUUGCUUUUUCGCUACUAGUGCCUGUUCUCACGGCCAGAGGUCUCUUGGAAAGCAAACUGCUGAAGCAAAGCUUCCGCAACCCGCACCUGACGUCUCUCAACCGAGCGGCUUUGAAUUUGAUUGAGAAUGAACAUGUCAUGUAUCGCGCUCUAGGGCGAUGCUUUGACACUAUGGAGCAUUUAACCGGAAAAGAAGGACCCGUGCCGGUGAAACACGACCAGCACCAUACAGAUGUCACCGUGCCUAUGGACUACGUCCCGCCCUUGGCUCAUAUGAAUGACCUAUUUAUAACGAACGAGGGUUUUACUGUCCCUGUUUCGUCCUCAGAACACGAAAAUGAAACGAAUUCGACGUACACACUUUCUGCGGAUGAACAGCGAGAAAUUGUGUACUCGAGCUUACAGUGCCUGAAUGAUUUGCAUGCUGACAGCCGCGAGUACAUGGAACGACUAGGCGAAGUUCGUAUGAUGCUGGCAGAGGUGCGACGCGACAGGAAUCAUAUGUGGGGGAUUAUUCGGAAAUGGGCCUUGGAGCGUGAGAGCCUAGAUUAUCAGGCAAGCUUACGUCAAAGAAGGCAUCGAGCUGGAAUGGAUGAUAUGGUUGAUGCAUCAUCUUCUCAUGAGGCCGCCCAUGAAAAAGUACAUCACAUGAACGACAAUGCUCCUGAAUCUGAAUCAAGGCGGACUGAGUGGUCUACGAGUAAUCGAAAUCGGGGGAAACGACGUUCUGGUCGAUAG
Malassezia restricta is the source of this 1566-nucleotide messenger RNA. RefSeq lists its product as uncharacterized. The record is from RefSeq and is a predicted model, not a curated record. The transcript has a single exon. NCBI's taxonomy places the organism in Eukaryota, Fungi, Basidiomycota, Malasseziomycetes, Malasseziales, Malasseziaceae. Bases 1 to 1566 code for a protein of 521 amino acids.